GGCCGAGAGUGGAAGGGUGAGAUGAAUAGAGCUGUUGCUGCUGGUUUGAACGCCCACCGCCUCUUCGCUUUCCCAGCGUCUCUGAAUCCUCCCAAACCCAAGGCCUCUAUCCUUCGACUCCGACUCAUCAAACCCAAUAUUAUUUCUAUUAACUCAAGCCUUCACUUCAGGUUCCUAGGGUUCAGCCGUCCUCACCGAGCGAUGUCGACGCCGGCUUCUCCGCCGCGGGUUCCUGUGAGGGACAAAAUUGAUCUCACGGGCAAGGAGAAGCAGAUAUUCGACCGCCUUCUUCAAGUUCUCCGCCACUUUAAUCUCCAGACUCAGCUCCGUGUCGCCGGCGGUUGGGUCCGCGACAAGCUUCUAGGGAAAGAUUGCUAUGAUAUUGAUAUUGCUAUUGACAACAUGUUGGGCAGAGAGUUUUGUGAAAAGGUCAAUGAGUACUUGUCUACUACUGGGGAAGAAGCGCAAGGAAUUGGUAUCAUCCAAUGCAAUCCUGACCAAUCUAAACACUUGGAAACGGCAAGGAUGCGUCUAUUUGACAUAUGGAUUGAUUUUGUUAACUUGCGAUCUGAAGACUAUAGUGAGAAUAGUCGCAUUCCUACCAUGAGAUUUGGCACUGCAGAAGAGGAUGCUUACCGAAGGGAUUUAACGAUUAAUAGCUUGUUCUACAAUAUAAAUACCAGUUCUGUAGAAGACUUUACUGGAAGAGGGAUUACGGACCUGAAAUCUGGGAAAAUAGUCACCCCCUUACCUCCAAAAGAGACAUUCUUGGAUGAUCCCUUGCGAGUUCUUCGAGCUAUUCGUUUUGGUGCAAGGUUUGGAUUUAUACUGGAUGAUGAGCUAAAGAGGGCUGCUUCGGCUGAUGAUGUCAAAGCAGCAAUUGCAGGAAAAAUUAGCAGAGAGCGUAUUGGUCAUGAGAUUGAUCUCAUGGUCUCUGGGAAUCAACCACUUAAGGCCAUAUCAUGCAUUACAGAUUUGCUUUUGUUUUGGGUUGUCUUUAGUCUUCCUCCUGAGGUUGAUCCUCCUCUCUCUCGGGAAUGUGAAAGGAUAUGUAUUGCUUGCAUUGAUUUUGCAUGGAACCUGAUGCAACUAAUUGGAUCAUCUGUCUUCAGUGAGGAGCAAAGGAGGCUUGCCUUGUAUGCUGCAUUGUUUCUACCAUUUAGAAAUACUACAUAUAGAGACAACAAAUCUAAAAAGGUUCCAGUUGUCAAUUACAUCUUCCGAAACUCUCUCAAGCUAAAGGCCAGCGAUGCUGAAACAGUUAUUAACUUGCACAAUGCAACGAAGAAGUUUGUAUCACUGAUUCCUUGUAUUACGUCUGAUAAUGAGAACACUGGAAUUGCUGAAAUUGAUUGGGGACAAGAGAUUCUUGAUGUUCCUGUUGCUUCAAAACUACGCAUACUGACAGGCUUGCUUUUACGGGAAAUCAAAGACUUUUGGCGUGUUGCACUGUUGGUUUCUUUGUUGUAUUACCCUGCUGACGUUACUACAGAAUCAUCAGCUGGUCAGUUGAAAUUGGAGAAGAGAAAAGAAUUAUUUGGGAUGGUCGAGAAAGAAAUUGUAGAACUAGGGUUGGAGAGAGUCUGGGAAAUGAAGCCACUGGUGAAUGGGAAGGAUAUAAUGAGUGUUUUGCAGCUUAAAACUGGAGGUCCGCUUGUAAGGGAAUGGCAACAAAAACUGCUUGAAUGGCAGCUGGCACACCCCCACGGGACUUCAGAGGAUUGUCUUGAUUGGAUGAGGGAAACCCAUACCAAACGCGCAAGGGUGGAGUAAUUUUCAACGAUGAUUGAUUAUUUAUUCUAACUCCUUUCCCAGCCUCAUCCUAAUUGACGAGCAGCAGCAGUAACAGCAGCCUACAUGUCUGCUUGGAGGUUUUGGCGGCUUCAUGCAUAGCAAAGCGAAGGGAGAAAGAAAAAGGGAGGGAAGAAAGUCAGCCAGCCACAGGGCAGAGGAGAGGCGGGAAGUUUUAACAUUUAUUCCUAGAAUUUGUCAAUGUACAACUAACUAAUGGGAGAAUCGGGGGCGGGGGUGGUGGAUGAUCCUGUCGAUUGAGAGAUGAUAGAGCUUAAUUUUAUAUAUAUUUUUAUUUAAUUUUAAACUUAAUUCUA
Messenger RNA from Diospyros lotus (date-plum), 2108 nucleotides. Its product is annotated as tRNA nucleotidyltransferase cca2. The transcript is spliced from 15 exons. Lineage: Eukaryota; Viridiplantae; Streptophyta; Magnoliopsida; Ericales; Ebenaceae. The record is from RefSeq and is a predicted model, not a curated record. Gene Ontology annotation, molecular function: RNA binding; ATP:3'-cytidine-cytidine-tRNA adenylyltransferase activity. The coding region runs from base 22 to 1773 and encodes 583 amino acids. Gene Ontology annotation, biological process: tRNA 3'-terminal CCA addition.